This is a messenger RNA of Acanthopagrus latus (yellowfin seabream), 13674 nucleotides long. RefSeq names its product ankyrin 2b, neuronal (gene ank2b). Gene Ontology annotation, biological process: protein localization to T-tubule; regulation of cardiac muscle contraction; signal transduction. The record is from RefSeq and is a predicted model, not a curated record. The transcript has 8 exons. Bases 72 to 13322 code for a protein of 4416 amino acids. Gene Ontology annotation, molecular function: protein binding. NCBI's taxonomy places the organism in Eukaryota, Metazoa, Chordata, Actinopteri, Spariformes, Sparidae. Gene Ontology annotation, cellular component: T-tubule.
UCACAUUGUACUGCACCACUCCCUACAAUCUCAGAUCCCACCUGAUAAGCCCUGUGUACAGAGGUGUACCCAUGUUAGACACCCAGAUUAGCCCACCUCCUUGUCCCACUGUUGAACCAUGUGACGAUAAGGGUCCUGUUGAUUGCGAGGGAGCAGAGGGCGGAGAGGGGUGGAGCUUGGAGUGUCUACAAACCAUCCAUACCGAAGACAGUGCCCAUUAUUUGUCACCAUCUCCUUGGCGAGACUCAUUCAAUAGCUCUCGGACAGGUGUAUGCGAGAGUCGACCGUUGUCUAUGACUGACUUUGGGGAUAGUUUGAUUGAGUGUGAUCAUGCUGAGCAAGACUUCAAGAAACUGUCUAUGGAGCUUUUGGAAUCCAGUGAAGUCUCUGAAAAGAUUUCCUUUAUACAACAACCAACAACAAGUGAGCAAAGGCUUCAGCCUGCUGAGCUAACUUCAGAUGCAAUGACAGAAUCCACGCAGGCCAAACAAAUGGACAGAAGACACCUGGAUGAAGUUUCACAUCGACUUUAUAAAGUCCUGUAUGGUUAUGAUGUCGACCCGAUAGACUCAGAUGGUGACAAUGUGUCUGUGGUGCCCGGAGACAUAGUUCCAGCUGAGGUCAAGGAAGAUGACGUUGAGGGAGCUGCUUCACAAACAAACAUUGAUGAACAUGUGUUAAACCCUAUCCUUGACAGUGUAGCUGACCAUGCCUCAAUUUCAGAUGACCUUGAUCUCAAAUCCACUGAUGCCAUUAAUCAAACACAGGAUACUACCACUCAGGCAUUAGCAGGUCCUUCUGAUAUGAAUUGCACCAAGCCGGAUCUCAUGAGCUCGGACAGCUUUAUUCAGGUGUUACAUGACUCAGUUUGUGAACAGACAGAUGCUCAUUCAGUAAAUAACGCUCUCUCAGUUAUACCAGGAGCCGAGUGUAGCUUUGAGAAACCACUGUCCUCCACACGAAAUGAACCUGAAAACGAGGUUGUGGAUUCUGCAAAGUUUACACAAGACAUUGAGGCAUCCUGUCCUAGCUUAUUUUAUGAUGGAUCGUCUUCACCUGAAUGUGUGACCAAUGCAGCAAUAUUACUGACAGAAAGUAGGGCCUCAUCGCCUGAAUCAGCAUCAUCAUUAAAUGAGCUAAACUUUCUUGCACCCGAUUCUCCAGUACCUCAGUUUAGGCCGUUGUCUCCCCUACCACCUGCUGUUUUUCCAUGGGAAAAUGUUGAUGUUGAGCCUUCAGCCAGGGGGCAACAGGGAGGGACUUACAUGCUGUUAACAGCAGAAGCAGAGGAAAGGCCAUUAACACCAAUGGUUUCUAAUAAAAGACCAUUUGGAAAACCAGUAUCGUUAGGCAGCGAUUAUAGUGAUGAGGGAUCAAUCUCACCUCAAUCGUUAACUUUCGAUCUAGAAGACAGGGCGUUAUCACCGGAGUCUAUCAUUUUAGAAGCAAUACCGUGGUUUUUUACAUCCUCUGAGCGUUUGACUCCAUCUCCUGAUUUCCACGAGACAAGACCAUCAUCGCCUGAAUCCUUUGGGUCCAUCACUGCACAUUGUCAGCUUCCACCAGACUCCCCCGUCCCAGAAUUCAGACCAGUCUCUGAGAUUUGUACAACCUGGCAAAGUAGAUUGUCAUCACCUGAGUCUGUGUCAUCGAAUUCGGAUUUUGAAACACCACUAUUGUUAUCAACGCUUUUUAAAGACAGGCCAUCAUCCCCAGAAUCUGUAGCAUCUGUAAACAAAUAUAAAGCAUUGUCAAUUGAUUCACCUAUACCUGAAUUCGGUCACAACAGGCCUGACUCAGCGGUUGUAAUGAUAGGGGAGAGAUCUACUUCACCUGAAUCUGUAAGCUCAGUUGAAGAAUAUGGUUCAUCACUUAACCAUGAAGACAGAGCUUCAUCACCUCCUUCAGUCGCAUCUGGAGAUGAAUCUGAAUCUGUUUUACCUGUGGCUGGACAUACAUCACCCUUCCCUGAGUCCGUUGAAUCUGCAGAGGUAGAGUGGGAUUCCAUACCUGAUGAUUAUAGAAUAAAUUCACCUGAACCAUUGGAUCCUGAUACACAGAGAAAACCAUCAAAACCUGUGGAAUCAGUGUCUGAGAGUGAAGAUGAUUGGGUUGUUUUAUUGUUGUCUGAUAUUGAGGAAAGGCCACUUUCGCCAGUGCCUGACUACAGUCCAAUGUCUCCACAGUCAGCAGAAGUAGACAUUACAGCACCCUUUCCUGAAUCAGAAACCCUCAAUGAGUGUUUAUCCCCAGAUUCACCCCUACCACAAUAUAAGCCAUCUGUCCACGAUGCUGUUACUUUAAAGUGUCAUGCAUCAUCACCAGAAUCUGAGCUGUCAGAUACAGAAUAUGAGGCAAUGCCAUUGCUCUCAUAUUUUGAGAAUAGGCCAUUAUCCCCAGAUUCUAGUGGUUCAAAACCAACAGGAGCUGCAGUUUUUGUAGAAGAAUGUACUGAAAAGCAGUUUGAAACAGAAACAAACAUUCAUCUGGAGGAGUCAAAAACUGAAGAAAAAAAUCUUCUGAAAUUUGAUGAAUCUGAAGAUUCCAAGACACAAUCAGUAGUAUUUGAUGAGAUUCAGUCUGACAAAACCAUUGUCACACCACCCUCAAGAGCUGAGGUCUUAUCGACUAAUUCAGUUAUGGAAGUAUUAUCUCAUGAUGAAGGAAACAAUCCUGUUUCCAAGAAGAAAAAAUCUGUGAGAAAGAAAAAAUCAAAGAAAUUAAUCACAACUGAUUAUGAACCUGUGCAGGAUGUUACACAACAUAAAAGAAAAUCACCUAAGCCUUUCAAUAAAACACAUGAGGAGAUACUAGAAUCUGAUCAAACUCUGUCGCCUAUUUUGCCUCCAGAAACUGCUUCUGAUGCGCCGUCAUUGGCAGUCACUGCAAAUGUCCCUGAAGAUCAGCACUUAUUUAGAGAACACUGGAAGCUGAUCUCACAAAUCUGUGACCCUCAGUAUUUGGGAGAAAGCUUCAUGGGUAAAAAAGGAGGGUUUCAGUGUGCUGUAACAGAGAUAGAGUCCUAUCAAUCAGAGGCAGAUGUGACAUUUGAAAAUGUCCCUGUUGUAGAGAAAGCUUCUUUUCAGUCAGGAGGCUACGAAAGAUCACUUUCACCAGAUUCGGAAGCCGAAUAUAGACCCAUGUCACCACAUUCGCUGCUGGUCCUAGACUCACUUAGACAAGAAUCCUUCCACUCAGGGGACUCUGUGGAUAGUCAGCGAGCUUUAUCACCGGAUUCCCCUAUUCCUCAGUACCUCGCCUCUUCCUCUGGACCCACACACAUUUACUGUAGAUCAGUGUCAACAGAGUCAGUACUGUCAGAUCUGGAGGCUGAUUUCAACAUUCCAUUUGUUUUUGAGGACAGACCAGCUUCUUGUGAUUCAGUAUCCUCCGCCAGCUGUGCACUAUCACCCGAAUCACCAAUUGCUGAUUUUAGACCGUUUUUACCAGAUUCAGUUGUAAUGACUGGAUUGGAUCGGUCUUCCUCAGUUGAAUCAAUAACCUCUGAUCUGGAAUGUGAUUAUUUCCCAUUGCCGUUAUUGUUUGCUGAGAACAGACCAUCAUCACCUGAUUCCAUCAGUGAAAAUGGGCCACUUUCUACAGAGUCUCCCAUUCCUGUAUUUAAACAGACUUGCCUAGAAUCAAAUGUUUGUACUGCACUUGAAAGAUCCGCAUCACCUGUUUCAGUUUGUUCAGAUAAAGAAUAUGGUUCUAUAUCACUGUCACAAUUAUCCUCUGACAGGAGACCAUCCUCCCCUAAUUCAGUAGUUUCUGGGGAUGACUACAGAGGUGAUUCGCCGAUACCAGAUUUCCAACCUGGGCUGACGGAAUCAGUUCCAUUUGUUGCUCAUAGAUCAUCUUCUCCUGAGUCAGUGAUUUCUGAUGUUGAAUCUACACACUCAAGUAUAGACAUAAGUAUUUGCCAGCAUAGACCUGACUCGCCAGAGUCACAAAUACCGGAGACCACAGAGAGACAGUUAGGGUGUAUUGGGCCAACCUCAUCUCUAAAGGCAGUAAGUGUGCCAGUAUAUAGACUUGUUUAUGAUGCUGAACUUUGGAAGCUCAUUUCUCAAAUUCGUGAUCCUCACUAUGUUGGAGAAACGUUUUGCAGUAAAACGGGUGUUUUUGAGUAUGCUGGAACAAGAAUUGAGUACGUUCCGGAGGAUUCAGAUGUAAAAGAGGGAGACUUAGAGGAUGGUGUGAAGAUUGACAUUGAAGAGUCAUCUGAUGCAGAUGGUCUACAACCAAUGCAAACAAAGGCCGAGGGGGAACAGAGACCAGUGUCACCUGAUUUUGGUUCUUCAAAAGACUCCUCUCCAGUUAUAAAUUCUGAAUCAGUAGUUACUAUGUUUCAAGAAAGGCAGUCAGCUGCUAACGCAACAUUUACAGUAAACCAGUUGAUGUGUAAACUUUAUGAUCCUUUUUAUGUAGGAGAAGCCUUUGUAAGCAGAACUGAGGAGUUUGAUUAUGUGGAGUAUAGUAAGGAGUACGGUCCCCUUGACUCAGGUGAAGAAAAGACAGGUAGGCCAAUGUCACCUGAGUCUGAGGCGGAAUAUAGCCCUGACUCACCAGUGCCUGACUUUAAGACAGAGUUACAGAACUCUCUUGCUUUGGUUGGCGGAUAUAGAUCAUCCUCACCUGGUUCAGACACCUCAGAUCUUGAGGAUUCAUCAAGAUGUUUUCCUUCCGACUUCGACAUUCAAGACAGACCGGAUUCUCCCCAUUCAGUGACAUCAGAAAUUAAUAAGAGGCGACUUUCACCAGAAUCGAUUCCAGAGUAUAGGCCUUCGUCCUCUCAGUCAAUGAUGAUAGCAACAGGAUUUAGGACAUCAUCUCCUGAUUCAACAACAUCAGUCAAUGAGCUCACAACAUUAGCGGCAGAUUCUCCUGUACCGCAGUUUAGACAACAUGUAGAAUCAGCUGUGUUAAUUUCAGAGAGUGGGACAUCAUCACCCCUAUCCGUAAUGUCAGACACUGACAUGUAUGUUCUGGACACGCCAUUUAUUGAUGUACAAGGGAGAUCCUUCACACCCGAUUCUGAAAAUGAGUUGCGGGCACUUUCACUAGAUUCACCCAUACCUGAAUUCAGACAGGCUGUACUCGACCCAGCCAUUUCAAAUGCUGAAUAUAGGUCUACGUCACCAGAGUCAGUCGUUUAUUCAGAUAUAGAUUAUGAUGAUGAUCCAUUUGCAUUAGCAUUUGAUGAUCAUAGGCCUCCAUCUCCUGAUUCAGUGUCAUCCAAACGCCAGUCCAUGUCACCUGAUUCACCUAUACCUCAAUACAUUACAAGAGUAUCUGAACGUUUUCCGUCAUUUGUUGAGUUUAAGCCAGCGUCCCCUCAAACAGGUACACUGGGUGUUGAGCGUGCACCUUUGAUGAAUUUCCCUCCUGAUACUGAAGACAGACCAAACUCUCCAGAGUCAUUAGAACUAGAAGUUGUAGAGAGACUGCUCUCACCUGAUUCGGAAGCAGAGUAUAAGUGUUUCUCACCUACAUCACUGCUGUCGAUGUCCAAUUUCAGAUCAUACUCUCCUGAAUCAACUAGCUCUCUGAAUAAAUUUAGGGCUCUUUCGCCAGACUCCCCUAUUCCAGACUUUAGUCAGGCUCUACAAGAGGCCUUACAGAAGUACAUGGAAUGUAGAUCUUCUUCACCAGAGUCAGUGUUGUCAGAUUUGGAAGUGGAAAUGGAAUUACCGUUCUCUAUGUUACUUGAGAACAGACCUUCAUCAGCUGACUCUUUAGCAUCGGUCAGUAAAUACAGAAGACUCUCACCUGAUUCUCCCAUACUUCAGUUUAGGCCAGCUUUGCCAGUUCCACCCGCUACCAUUGAGUCUUAUAGGUCAUCAUCGCCAGAAUCAGUGACAUCAGAUGAAGAACUUGCUCCCCUAUUGUCUCAGCCAUUUGAAAUCGAAGGGAGCGCAAAUUCUCCAGAAUUGUUCUAUGAAUACCAGUGUUUGUCUCCAGACUCACCAGUACCUCAAUACACCUAUACUGAACAUCCCGUGUUCACGGUAAUGUAUAGAUCUGCAUCUCCUUGGUCAGUACAUUCAGAUGAGGAUUUGGAGACAGAUUUAUGUGUCCCCUGGCUUCUCGAGGAGAGAGCAGCAUCUCCUGGUUCAGCUGCAUCCAAAGAUGAAUUUAGACGUCUUUCGCCAGAUUCACCCAUUCCUGACUUUACAAUGGGACUAUGUGAAUCCCAGGGUUCACAUGCUGACUUAAGGUACACCUCACCUGAAUCAGCGUUGUCUGAUUUGGACAUGGAAAUUGAGUCAUCUUUCCCAGUGAUCAUAGAAGACCGACCCUCCUCUCCUGAGUCCAUAGCAUCUCUCAAUAUAUACAGAAGACUCUCUCCUGAUUCUCCUGUUUCUGACUUCAGGCAGUCUUUUCAAGAGACGUAUCCCGAGUUUCGUGCUAACAGGGCUUCAUCACCUGAAUCCGAGGCUUCAGAAAUAGAAUAUGCUCCUUUCAUUUCACAGAUGUCGGAUUUUGAGGACAGAGCAGAAUCCUAUCAAUCAGGCUUGUCUGACUCUGAUCUUCGAGGUUUGUCUCCUGACUCUCCAGUGCCCCAGUACACAAUGAUUGCAAGCACUAUGUCAGGAGUAAGAUACCGAUCCACAUCACCUGAAUCAGUAUUUUCAGAUGAGGAUUUAGACACAGAUGUAUGUAUCCCUUGGCUUUUUGAGGAUAGGGCAGCAUCUCCUGGUUCAGCUGCAUCCAAAGAUGAAUUCAGACCUCUUUCCCCAGAUUCACCCAUUCCUGAAUUUACAAUGGCACUAUGUGAAUCCACAGUAUCUCACAUGGAUUUUAGGUCCACCUCACCUGAAUCAGCGUCGUCCGAUUUGGAUAUGGAAAUUGAGUCACCUUUCCCAGUGAUCAUAGAAGACCGACCCUCAUCUCCAGAAUCCUUAGCAUCUCUCAAUAAAUAUGGAAGACUUUCACCUGAUUCCCCUGUUUCUGACUUCAGACAGGCUUCUCUAGAGACAUAUCUUGAAUUUAAUGCUUACAGGUCUUCUUCGCCUGAAUCUGAGUCAACAUGUUCAGAUAUAGAAUACAUUGUUACGAGCCUAGGAACACUAGAUUAUCAAAAAAGAAACUCUUCUCCUGGCUCAGGAGAAUCUGGAGAUGAAUACCAGGCCCUGUCACCAGACUCACCUAUACCUGAAUUCACACAGUCACGUCCUGAGUUCCCCAUUUCACAUAUGGACUUGAGGUCCACUUCCCCAGAAUCAGUUUUGUCUGAUUUGGACAUGGACAUUGAGUCAUCUUUCCCAGUAAUCACAGAAGACCGGCCUUCAUCUCCUGAGUCCUUAGCAUCUCUCAAUAAAUACAGAAGACUCUCUCCUGAUUCUCCUGUUUCUGACUUCAGGCAGUCUUUUCAAGAGACGUAUCCCACGUUUCGUGCUAACAGGGCUUCAUCACCUGAAUCCGAGGCUUCAGAAAUAGAAUAUGCUCCUUUCAUUUCACAGAUGUCGGAUUUUGAGGACAGAGCAGAAUCCCAUCAAUCAGGCUUGUCUGACUCAGAUCUUCGAGGUUUGUCUCCUGACUCUCCAGUGCCCCAGUACACAAUGAUUGCAAGCACUAUGUCAGGAGUAAGAUACAGAUCCACAUCACCUGAAUCAGUAUUUUCAGAUGAGGAUUUAGACACAGAUGUAUGUGUCCCCUGGCUUUUUGAGGAUAGGGCAGCAUCUCCUGGUUUAGCUGCAUCAGACGAUGAAUUUAGACGUCUUUCACCAGAUUCACCCAUUCCUGAAUUUACACUGGCACUUUGUGAAUCCUACAUUUCACAUGCUGACUUAAGGUCCAAUUCACCUGAAUCAGUCUUGUCUGAUUUGGACAUGGAAAUCGAGUUGUCUUUUCCAUUGACCAUAGAAAACAGAAAUUCAUCUCCUGAAUCCUUAGCAUCUCUCAAUAAAUAUCAAAGACUCUCUCCUGAUUCCCCUGUUUCUGACUUCAGACAGGCUUCUCUAGAGACAUAUCUUGAGUUUAAUGCUUACAGGUCUUCGUCACCUGAAUCUGAGUCAACAUGUUCAGAUAUAGAAUACAUCGUUAUGAGCCUAGGAACACUAGAUUAUCAAAAAAGAAACUCUUCUCCUGGCUCAGGAGAAUCUGGAGAUGAAUACCAGGCCCUGUCACCAGACUCACCUAUACCUGAAUUCACACAGUCACGUCCUGAGUUCCCCAUUUCACAUAUGGACUUGAGGUCCACUUCCCCAGAAUCAGUUUUGUCUGAUUUGGACAUGGACAUUGAGUCAUCUUUCCCAGUAAUCACAGAAGACCGGCCUUCAUCUCCUGAGUCCUUAGCAUCUCUCAAUAAAUACAGAAGACUCUCUCCUGAUUCUCCUGUUUCUGACUUCAGGCAGUCUUUUCAAGAGACGUAUCCCGAGUUUCGUGCUAACAGGGCUUCAUCACCUGAAUCCGAGGCUUCAGAAAUAGAAUAUGCUCCUUUCAUUUCACAGAUGUCGAAUUUUGAGGACAGAGCAGAAUCCCAUCAAUCAGGCUUGUCUGACUCAGAUCUUCGAGGUUUGUCUCCUGACUCUCCAGUGCCCCAGUACACAAUGAUUGCAAGCACUAUGUCAGGAGUAAGAUACAGAUCCACAUCACCUGAAUCAGUAUUUUCAGAUGAGGAUUUAGACACAGAUGUAUGUGUCCCCUGGCUUUUUGAGGAGAGAGCAGCAUCUCCUGGUUCAGCUGCAUCAGACGAUGAAUUUAGACGUCUUUCACCAGAUUCACCCAUUCCUGAAUUUACACUGGCACUUUGUGAAUCCUACAUUUCACAUGCUGACUUAAGGUCCAAUUCACCUGAAUCAGUCUUGUCUGAUUUGGACAUGGAAAUUGAGUUGUCUUUUCCAAUGACCAUAGAAAACAGAAAUUCAUCUCCAGAAUCCUUAGCAUCUCUCAAUAAAUAUCGAAGACUCUCUCCUGAUUCCCCUGUUUCUGACUUCAGACAGGCUUCUCUAGAGACAUAUCUUGAGUUUAAUGCUUACAGGUCUUCGUCACCUGAAUCGGAGUCAACAUGUUCAGAUAUAGAAUACAUCGUUACAAGCCUAGGAACAUUAGUUUAUGCAAAAAGAAACCCCUCUCCUGGCUCAGAAGAAUCUGGAGAUGAAUACCAGGCUCUAUCAGCAGACUCACCUAUACCUGAAUUCACAGCCGCAGUGCCUGAAAGUGUUAUUGUGAAUGCUUGUUUUAGAUCAUCAUCCUCUGAAUCCACUGAAUCAGAAAUUGAGUAUGCUUUGAGUGAGUUGUUGAUGUCUAUGAAUUCUGGUGUUGAGGAUAGACCAGUUUCUCCUGAAUCAGCAGGAUCGGAGGUACAAGAAAGGCCACUUUCGGUUGAAUCCGUACCAGAAUAUAAACCCUUUUCUCCGAACGAACUGAUGUUACUUGGAAACAUUCGAUCUGUAUCUCCAGAAUCUACUCAGUCAUUUGAUGAACACAAGAGGUUGUCUCCAGACUCCCCUCUUCCUUGGUUUACACAAAAUGUUGAUGUGACUAUGACUGCAGGAACACACGUUGGCUGUUCAUCCCCAGAAUCAGUGUUGUCAUAUACCGAAUGUGGUUUGGCUUUAUAUGAUGAAGAUGUCAUUGACAGGCCACUAUCACCUCAGUCAGAGAAGUCAGAUGAUGAAUUUAAACCCUUGGCAACAAUACAAACCUUAGGCCAGUUAUGUACAGAGGAGACUGGAGUAUCACCAGCAUCUGUUGAAUCAUGUAUGGAAGAAUUUCUCGGUGUAUCCAAAUCUUUAGUACCUGGAAUAAAUGUCCAAAUUUCCAAUGAAGCAACCAUUGAUAGCGCUGCUUCAUCAACAGCGAUGGCACCUACCUCACUUGGAGAAUCAGUCAUCAUGGUAGCUGAGUAUAAUCUUGUUGAGGAUGCAGAGUUGUGGAAGCUGAUUUCUCAAGUACGUGAUCCUCUGUAUGCUGGUGAAACUUACAGUCGUAAAACGGGGUUUAUGCAAUUUGUUGGCAGUACGUUUGAAACGAGCGUUCCAGAUGAUGACCAGGAUACUAUAGCAAAAUAUGAAAAUCUGCAAGAUUCCUCUGCCACAGCACCACCAUCAGAGGUUACACAUCCAGUAAGUACAAAGGACACAGCUUCAACAGAUGAUGGCAUUCUUUGCACUUCAAGUGCACAAGUCGUAUCUAACAUACGCGUCUUAGAGUCACCUCCACCGAUGAUUGAACAGAUUUUGUCCUCAGGAGCAGCUCCAUACAGACAUGCUCAGUACACAUUUGAAGUACCUGCCACUGAGGCACAGGCAACAGUUUCUGAUUAUGAUAGGAUGGUUGUAUCAGUAUCUGACAGAAAGGAUAAAGAUGAACGGUAUUCACCGGAAUCUUGGACAGACUCCGGACCCAUGUCCCCUGAUGUAGCUAUGGUGUUAGAGACAAGAGCAUCAUCACCAGACUCUGUAACAUCAGUCAAUGAGCUCAGACCGCUCUCACCAGAUUCCCCCUUACCUGAAUUUACAGUCGCGUUGCCAGAAUGCAUAACGUUCCUGAGGUCAGUAUCAUCCUCACCUGAAAGCGUAGCAUCAGAUUAUAUAUCAUUUGCAAAUGUGGAGUCUCAGUUUGUGGAAUGCAGGCCAUCAUCUCCAGAGUCUGCACUGUCGGAAGAUCGGAAUCUGAUCGAUAGGUCUCUGUCGUCAGAGUCACAGCCUGAAUAUAGGCCCAUGUCACUUGAAUCGGCCAUGCAUAUGGCUGACAAAAGAGCGUCAUCCCCAGAAUCAUUGCCUGAGUUCAAUGAGAACAGGCCACUGUCUCCAGACUCUCCCAUCCCUGAGUUUACAGUAUCAUGGAAGGAGUACACUAAUAUGCAUAGGUCAUCAUCACUUGAGUCAUUGGUCUCAGAUUCAGAGUGUGAGCUUGAAGUCACUUCAUCAAGUGCUGCUGAGUAUGACAGACCAUCCUCACCUGAAUCGGUCAAUGAGGUCAGACGACUAUUGCCUGACUCUCCAGUGCCUGAGUUUAUGAGAAUAUUGUCCUCUUAUUUUUUGGAUGCUACCAACAUGGAUAGAUCAUCCUCACCAGUGUCUUUAUCAUCAGACUCUGAAUUUGUUGCUUUACCCAUUGAUUGUUGGAUUGAUGAUAGCCCAAGGCCACUAAGCCCUCAAUCUGCUGAGUCAGAGGAGGAAUUGGGCUUUUGUUAUGAGAGGACUGACAGAUAUGUCUGUAAACCCAAACUUAUGAGUCAUGUGACAUCUCCUUUAUUGCCUGAUCUGUCUUCACCAUUACCGAACAAAAGGCCUUUGGCUGCCUCACCGUUGCUAGUUAAGACCGCUAAGACAAAGCCAGAAGAACAAAAUACAACAGGAUUGAAAUCAGAAGUCUUGUCAUAUAAUGAAUGGAUGCAGCAUGAAUCAGAAGCUGAAGGGAACUCAACCACACAAACAACUGUUUGUGAGGAAAAAGGACUUCCUGUGAAGCCAUCGCUUGUUCAAGACUCAAGAAAAAAGACCUUACACAUCAGUCCUGGAGAACUUAAGAGCAAGACAGCCUCAGAACGGGCUCUUCCUCAGACGCCAGAGGAAACACAUUUUCAUACAGACGACGAGAUGCAAAGAAAGCUGUCGACUGCCACAACAAUGACACAAGACACCACUAAAGUAGAUUUUCUGUUCGCCACUAUGAAAGCAACAAAAUCAGUUCCACUACAACUUCCUGACCAGAGCCUAUACACAACCCACAGAACUGUUACUCCAGUCCUACCUGAGAAGACAUCCUGUCCAAAUUCUGAAAGAUCCUAUGGGUACUCAGAUUUAGAGUUCUCCCCUAAGAAAGCACAGAUCAGUGAGCUUUUUUCACCCAUGUCAACACAGUUUCUGGUGCCACCAGAUUAUGAAGCAGUAUUUUCAGGACAUCAAACCCUAAAGGUUUCUGAAUGUAGCCAGGCCUCCUUGAAUGAUUUGAGUCCAGUGUCUCCAGUGUUCAGUGACUCCAUUUCAGCUCAGGCUGUGAAGGAAGCAAACACCAAAAGAGAGUCUGAAAAUCCUGAAGACUUUGAGUUUUCGCCAGACUUUGACCAAAUCCUCUCAGAAUUUGAGAAAACAGUCUCUGAACUUGAAUCGGAGGAUCCAAAGGACCUCAGCAAGAGAUCAGAAUCUCUCGAGCACUCUGACUCUGAUCUGGAAUUCUUUGACUGCAGACAAGCCAUCUCGGAAUUCUCUGAACCAGAGGAACUGAAGCUUGAACAUGAGAUUACCUAUCAUAUCUCCGAACCCCCAUCCCCAAUGCCCGGGAGCAGCCCAGAUGUUGGCUUCCUGAAAGAGAGCCUUCUGUACACCGAUCAGCCUUACCUCCGCGUGAACGAUUCCAAGCGCUUCUCCUCUGGCAGUGAAAGUCUUGGUGAAUUUGCUUAUGAUUCAGAGGGUUCACGGGAGUGUCAAACAGAGGGCGACGCCCCCGUGUGUGAGGAGCUUCCUUCCAGAGAUCAGGCAGGGUAUUACGAUGACGAUGACUUCCUGGGAAGGGAGAUAGCAGAGGAGCUAGGUGUACUGUCCUCUGAUAGCUCAGAGGAGGAGGUGCUGACCACCAGAGUGGUCCGACGCAGAGUUAUCAUUCAGGCAGAUGACCUACCAGACAUCCCAUCACAGACGGUCACGGAGGAGAAGUACACAGACGAGCACGGCAACAUCGUAGUUAAGAAAAUCACACGGAAGGUGAUUCGCAAAUAUGUGUCACCUGAUGGCAUGGAGACGCAGGAAGUGACCAUCGAGGGCUCUCACCAGGAGACGGUGCAGAUCGAGGAGGGAGACGCUGUCUCUAGAGUGGUAAAGAGAACUGUGCUUCGCAGUGAGGGGGAUCAGAAAGAGUUGACCUUCUCGGAGCCUUUGGCCCUGGGCGCCGCCACAUCAUCAGAAUUUGAGGUAGAGCCAGUUCAAGGUCGAAAGGUCAGCAAGGUUGUCAAGACGACGGUGGUGAGAGGAGAGAGGAUGGAGAAGCAAAUGGGAGACCCCUCGCUGGCUGCAGAUCUCCCUUCGGCCAGAGAGGACUUCGAGAAGGCAUUGAGUUACACUGGAGGCUUUGGGAAAAUGCUCGUGCCUCACGUAGUAGAGAAAGAGGUUGUGCAGGACGACGGCUCUGUGGUUAAAAGAAGCCACAUGCGUAAGUCACGAACCCAGAAGAGGACUGUGAUGAGGGAUGCCCAGGGGAAGCACGUGCACCUGGAGCGUCUGGACGACACCCCAGACGCCCUGCAGCCCGACGCACUGCAGCAGCACCUGCACCAACUGCUUCGACGCUACUGUGAGGACGACAGGGAGGAGGAGGGGGAGGACGGAGAUGAAGAGGAGGAAGGAGGCGACAUCGACGAGAGUUUUGACUGAGCGGCCGCUUCCCCGCCGGUCCUCUCCAUACAUCACCCGCUGAAGCCUUCGGUGGCGCACGCUUCCUCAGAUCAGGAUGUUCCAGAUCCCCUUCCUUGUUAUCCUCGCCGAUCACUGGAUUACAGUUUUUCUAUCGUCCUCUUUUUGUCGAAUGAUGGAACAACAGUACAUUGUGCUUUAACACUCUUCCUUCCCUCACAUUGUGUUUCAUUUGCUCUUUUUGUGACCAAAGAUAGCACCCUUCAUUUUUUUUUUUUUUUUUUUUGUCGGAUGAUGUUUUUUUUUUGUUUUUACCUUUUUGGCUGCUGUGGUGUGAUAACGGUACGAUGCACCAAAGGUCGAUGAAAGUCUA